UGGCCGCGAAUAUGAUGCUAGUGUCAGGUGUGAAGCUCCUUGUACUGAGUGGAAAAUUCGUUUGAGGGGAGAAGAUAGUCAUGAUAGUUUUGGUAGAGUUGAAUUGUGUCUUAAUGGAACAUGGGGAACAAUAUGUGAUAAUGAAUGGGAUGAUGCUGAUGCUAGUAUUGUAUGUAAGCAAUUAGGAUAUUCUCCAUAUGGAGCUAUAGCUAAAACAUCAUACUAUGCUGAGGGAUGGCUGCCUCACUCUCUUUAUAAUUUGAACUGUAUUGGUGAUGAGAGUACAUUGUUUAAUUGUUCCUAUGAAAUUAGUGGUGCAUCAUGCGGUAGCUAUGAUGAUGCUGGUGUCAUAUGUCAAGAUAUCAAUACAAUUUACUCAAACUGCACUGAUUACGAUAUUCGCUUAGUUAAUGGUAAAAUGGAUAAUGAAGGAAUAAUACAAAUAUGUAUGAAUGGAGUUUGGGGUACAUUUUGCUUCAGGGAUUAUUAUCGAUUAGCUGCUAGUUUGAUUUGUCAAGAAGCUGGUCAUAAUACUGGAGGUGAUAUAUAUUAUGCAGAAUCUCCCUAUGCUAGUAAUUUUCCAAUAUUAAUGGAAUACGUUAAUUGUCCUGAAUAUGCUACCAAUAUGAAGCAAUGUAAUUUAAGAUAUUAUACUAAAAAUUCAUGGUGUGAUGUUAAGUACACAGCAGCCAUUAAAUGUUACAAUUGCACUAAUGGAAACAUUAGAUUACAGCCCUAUAGAUCUAGUUAUAACUCAGAUUUCAUUGGACGAGUUGAAGUUUGUAUUGAUGGCAUCUGGGGUGCCAUGUGUAGUGAGUUUUUUACUCAUAAUGAUGCUCAAAUUGUAUGUAGACAUUUAGGCCACACUGCACUAGGAUCACUAUCAGUAGAUUAUCUUAACUACGACAAAUACAUUCCUAUGCACACUAUUUACUUCAAUUGUACUGGAAAUGAAAGCAAUCUGUUGGAUUGUCCUUUUGUCACACAAGGAAAAGUAUGUAGUGAUGCUGCAUCUGUUGCAUGCCAUGAUCAGAAUGUUGAGUACUCUAAUUGUACUAAUGGUCAGAUACGUUUAUAUAAUAAAACUGUUACACUGCAAGGAAGAGUUGAAAUAUGCUACAAUAAUGUUUGGUUUGGAUUAUGUUCUGAAAACAGCCAUUAUUCUUAUUAUGCAGCAGUAACUAUUUGUGAAGUUAUUGGAUACACACAUGAGCCUUGUACUGAUAAUGAAGUAAGGCUAAGUGGUUCGUCAAUGGAUUGGGUUGGUCGCAUUGAACUGUGUGUUGAAAGAACGUGGACUACACUUUGUGAUAAAACAUGGGAUUUAAAAGAUGCUGCAGUGAUAUGUAGGCAAUUAGGAUACUCUUCAUAUGGGGCUAUGCCAAUGUACAACUGUUUUACUGAAGGACAGCUUUUAUUUGGUAUUACAAGUAUUGACUGUACUGGCUCAGAAAAUCACAUUCUAAAUUGUACACACAAUGGCCCUGCUUUGUACAACUGUGAGUCACAUAAUGAUGCUGGAGUAAUUUGUCAAGAAACUGUGGUGGUAUCUAAUUGUACUGAUGGUGAAUUAAGACUGGUUGAUGGUAGUGGCCCUCAUGAAGGACGGGUUGAGGUGUGUGUCAAUCAAGUUUGGGGUACCAUCUGUUCUAUUGGCUGGAGUAAUGAAGAUGCCAAUGUCAUUUGUAAACAGCUUGGAUAUCUACCAUUCGGAGGGAAAGCAAGAAUUAACAGCCAGUAUGGUCCAGGAGCAGGUCCUAUAUUAAUGGCCAGUGUUGAUUGUAGUGGUUCUGAAGAGUCCAUACUAGAAUGCAGUCACAGAUCAUGUGACAUAUUUAGUUGCUCACAUUACAGUGAUGCUGGAGUCACUUGUGAACGUAAUUGUACUAAUGGUGAUAUUAGAUUGGGUGAUGAAUCUGAGCUAAAAGGAAGAGUGGAAGUCUGUAUGAAUGAAAUAUGGUCUACAAUAUGUACUAGUAAUUGGUCACAAAAGGAAGCUUCUGUUAUUUGUUUUCAGCUAGGAUACUCGAAAUAUGGUGCACUGGCUGCUUCUGAUGUGCACAUUAACUAUGAAUGGCCAAUUGGAAUUUAUUUGUUAAACUGUACUGGGUAUGAGAAGGUGCUGUGGCGUUGUAUGCAUUACACAAGAGAUGAUACCAAUGGAGAGAAGUGCUCCCAAUCCAAUGAUGCAUCAGUGUUUUGCAUGCCCAAUACUACCCAGUAUGGUAAUUGUGCUGAUGGUGAUAUCAGAUUAAUUGGUGGAGACACAAUGAAUGAUGGCAAUGUACAGUUAUGCUACAAUAAUGCUUGGGGUUCAAUAUGUGAUGCAAACUGGGACAACAACGAUAGUAAUGUAGCUUGUUAUAAACUAGGUCUACAACCUUUUGGCUCUCAGUUCUAUGUUAAUAAUUACUAUGGAGUCACUGAGAAUCCUUCAUUUGUUAUUGGUGGUUUAUCUUGUUCAGGAUCUGAGGAAUCAUUGCUUGACUGCCCUAAACAGCCAAACAGUUUCUUAUUGAAUUGUAACAAUAAUGAUAUUGCUGGAGUUCAUUGUUUAGGUCAGAUACCUGUGAAAAUAUUGAGUAUAACUAGUGGAAGUAGUAACUGUAGUUGUAUGCAUGGAACAAUUCGCUUAAAAGAAUCCACCAAUUAUCUUAUUGGUGAAGUGGAGGUAUGCAUUAGAGGAGUAUGGAGUACAGUCUGUGGUGAAGAAUGGGAUGACCGAGAUGCUAAAGUAGUAUGCAGGAUCACUGGCAGUCAAUGGUUCAAUUGCACUUAG
Molecule: messenger RNA, 2779 nt
Organism: Amphimedon queenslandica
Lineage: Eukaryota; Metazoa; Porifera; Demospongiae; Haplosclerida; Niphatidae
Product: scavenger receptor cysteine-rich domain superfamily protein-like
Exons: 19
Cellular component (GO): membrane
Source: RefSeq, a predicted model, not a curated record